Messenger RNA from Dentiscutata erythropus, 550 nucleotides. The record is from the annotation of a GenBank genome assembly. Lineage: Eukaryota; Fungi; Glomeromycota; Glomeromycetes; Diversisporales; Gigasporaceae.
AUGAGUCACAAACGAUUUAUGAAAUAUCUUCCAGCAACAAAUAAAGAAAAAAAAUUGAGAAACACUCAUGAAAUUCGCAACUACUUUCAUAAAAAUACUCUUAAAACAAGACUUAUUUGUAAUAUUUGCAAAGCAAAUUAUCCUUUUGAUACGAAUUUGUCAAAUAUUAAAAAAUAUUUUGCUAAAUAUUACAAAAAAGAAUAUAAUUUAGCUAUCUCUAAAAAUGAAAAACGAAAGAAACAGAUUAAAGAAAUUAAUCAAAUUCAACGUAAAGAAAAUUCUAAUAAUUUAACAAGACAAAAUAAUGAAACUUCAAUUAUUCAAACAACACCAAUACUAGCUCAAAUUGAAAAUUUUAUUGAAGAUGAUUAUAUAACUGAAGAAAAGAUUGAAGAAGAUAUUAUUAGCAGAAAAACUUUACCAGUUGUUCAAAAUAAAGAAGAAAAAAUUAUUAAAAAACAAAAAAUUAAUACUAUUAAAUUAGAUGCUAAAGAUAGUAUUAUUAAUUUUAAUAUCCAAGAUGAAAUUAGUUUUCAUAUUGUAGGAAAAU